CAUUUACUACCACAUUUCAUUAAAAGUGAAAUCUAGGAAGGAUGUCUGAAGGCCGACUUUCUUCAGUUGUAAGGUAGACAUCCUCGGACGUUGUUGCAUUCAUGGAGAGAAAGUUUAGGUUCAUCUCUUGAAAGCAGUGAAUCUGGUUUGACCUAUCUAAUCCAGUAUUUGGUUCAACUCAUUCUUUGUGGAAGAUUAAGAUAUGGAGAUUGAAAGGGAAAGAAACUUUCAAUUUAUUGUAAGAAAUCUGUUUGCUGGGGGCAUUGCUGGCAUGGUGUCAAAGACAACUGUGGCUCCUUUAGAUAGAGUAAAGAUUUUAAUGCAAGCACACAGUAAACACCAUACGUCCCAUGGGGUAAUAAGCGGAAUCAGACAUAUCAUUACAUCAGAGUCUUUAAUAGCACUCUACAAAGGCAAUGGUGCACAAAUGGUUAGGAUUUUUCCUUAUGCUGCAACCCAAUUCACUUCUUUCGAAAUCUACAAGAGGCAUCUGGCUGGAAUCAUCGAAUCUAAGUCGCAUAUAGACAAAUUUUUAGCAGGUGCUGCUGCAGGAUUAACAGCUGUAACCUUGACAUAUCCUUUAGACACAAUUAGGGCAAGAUUGGCAUUUCAAAUCAAGGGUGAACAUGUCUAUAACGGGAUUACACAUGCGGCUGUUACCAUAUUCAAGGAAGAAGGGGGUACCAGGGCAUUAUAUCGUGGUUUUGUACCCACUUUGAUGGGUAUGGUUCCUUAUGCCGGUUUGUCUUUCUAUUGCUUCGAAUAUUUCAAAUAUGGAUGCAUGAAAUACUUGCCCUGGCUCACCUGCAACCCUUGUCAGAAGAACACAGGAGGCUUAGUGCUCUCUGUACCUGCUAAAUUGAUAUGUGGCGGUUUGGCCGGGGCUGUAGCCCAAAGUGUGAGUUACCCGUUGGACGUUACCAGAAGAAGAAUGCAACUGGCCAUGUUGAAUCCCCAAACAGAGAAGUUUGGACAGAGCAUGUUUUUGACUUUGAAAUUGAUCUACCAGAAUAAUGGAAUAGUGAACGGUUUAUAUCGAGGAAUGUCUAUAAAUUACAUGCGAGCGAUCCCUAUGGUCGCUGUAUCCUUCUCGACUUACGAACUGUGUAAGCAGGUGCUCAAUUUAGAUACAGGUUUGAAAAUUUAAAGAAAAAUGUGUACCAAAGGCGAAUUCAAGUAGAUGGGGAGAAUUUGGUUUUCGAAUACAUAUCUUUGUAUAUAAAGAAAGGGCAGGGUUGGGACAAAUAGUUCGUGAAAAGUGUAAAUAGUGUUGUAGAUUUUCUGCAAAUUGCAUGUAGUAUUUAUUGUAUUUUAAGAAUUUCAACCCAGUGCAAUAUAUUCUGAAAAGAUUGUUUUUGUGUAUGCUUUUAUUUUUUUAUAGGUUUUCAGAUUUGUUUUGUCAUUAUGUUUAUUGAUUGAUAUGUAAUAAAACGAUAGUGAACUCGAAAACAUUCCAAAUUGA
Coccinella septempunctata (seven-spotted ladybird) is the source of this 1462-nucleotide messenger RNA. Its product is annotated as graves disease carrier protein homolog. Gene Ontology annotation, biological process: transmembrane transport. Lineage: Eukaryota; Metazoa; Arthropoda; Insecta; Coleoptera; Coccinellidae. The record is from RefSeq and is a predicted model, not a curated record. Gene Ontology annotation, cellular component: mitochondrial inner membrane. Bases 203 to 1147 code for a protein of 314 amino acids. The transcript has 4 exons.